This is a messenger RNA of Zeugodacus cucurbitae (melon fly), 1021 nucleotides long. RefSeq lists its product as uncharacterized. The coding region runs from base 131 to 727 and encodes 198 amino acids. Lineage: Eukaryota; Metazoa; Arthropoda; Insecta; Diptera; Tephritidae. The record is from RefSeq and is a predicted model, not a curated record. The transcript has a single exon.
GACCCAAAACAUUAUGUCAAUUCAAACCGAUUCCCCGAACGCGUAACACAAAGCAACGUUAAAGCUUAAUACAUCAGACGCCGCGUACUACAACUAGUAUAACCACAAUAAAAACAAAAAUAAUAGCAAAAUGCGUUGUGUAUUUGUGAUCGCCUGCACCAUCGCCAUGGCUAUGGCCAUGCCAGAGCCACCAUCAUCCCGCUAUGGACCACCACCAGUGCCACAAAAGCAGUACGGCCCACCACCAUCGGCGCCAGCGGAACAAUAUGGCCCACCACCCACACAGCCACCUCAGCCAUUGCCAGUUUAUGGUCCACCCGCACCCUUCUAUGGUCCACCAGCGCCUGAGACGAUUGUCACCAAGAAUGUGUACGUCCAUGUCCCACCAGAGGAGCCAGAAGUCUACCAGCCAGCCGAGCCCAUCCAAACCGCUGUGCCAAAGAAGCAUUACAAGAUUAUCUUCAUCAAGGCACCAAACCCACCUGCACCCGUACAACAGGUGUUGCCACCUCCAGUGCAGGAUGAACACAAGACACUCGUCUAUGUGUUGGUGAAGAAACCAGAGGAACAGCAGCCAUUGAUAUUGCCAUCACCAGCGCCAACUGAGCCCAGCAAGCCAGAGGUUUACUUCAUCAAAUACAAGCAACAACAAAAGCCAGCCACACAAUACGGUCCACCACCGGCACCAGCCGCCGAGUAUGGUCCACCAGCGGCGGAGAAAUUUUAAACUAGCACUUUCAUGUGGCUUAGUUAGUGUGGAUGACGUGGCGCUACUAUCAGUGCGCUCGCUAUUGUAAAUAGGUUUCAUCAAUCCUCCUACCAGUACUUAGUGCUUCGAAUUAGUACAAUUUUUAAUGCACUCCGUUAGACGGAUGUAUUCAUACAUACAUACAUUUAUAGUUUAUGUAUUAAGCUUCUUAUUUCAGACAAACUCUUUUUAUAUUUCAUUAUUUGUUGAUUUCUGUUAUUUUUUGUUUUGUUGUACUAAAUGUCCCAUUAAAUUAUGAUUCCAUUUAAAAGA